Messenger RNA from Endocarpon pusillum Z07020, 426 nucleotides. RefSeq lists its product as uncharacterized. The transcript has a single exon. NCBI's taxonomy places the organism in Eukaryota, Fungi, Ascomycota, Eurotiomycetes, Verrucariales, Verrucariaceae. Bases 1 to 426 code for a protein of 141 amino acids. The record is from RefSeq and is a predicted model, not a curated record.
AUGACUUCCGCUAUUAUCAACCCAACUAUACAGGCCGCGGCUCUAGCCGGCCUCUCCAAUCUUUUAGCCCAGGCCAUCCAAGCGUAUCGUACCGACCAGCCGCUCUCCUUGGAUUACAGGACAUUGCUACAGUUUGUUGUCUUCUCCCUGAUUGCCACGCCGCCCAACGUCCUAUGGCAAGAAUAUCUAGAAGAAAAUUACCCAGGGGACCAGAUCGACGAGAAGGGUAUCAAAAGGCUUCACAAGCACAACACCGCCGUCAAGUUUGUGUUGGAUCAAACCGUAGGGGCCAUCGUGAACAGCCUUCUCUUUGUUGUGGGCAUUGGCGCCCUAAAGGGAAAAGAUUCUUCAACAAUUUGGGAUGAUUGUCAACGAGUAGGUUAUCCAUGCUGUGCUCAUUACGAUUUAAAAAUUGUUGGUCCCUAA